AUGGAUCGGCAGCCCACUUGGAAGCAGAAGGCGCAGACAGGAUGGCAAAUGGCAAAUGGCCAUGGUGAAACGAAACACCAUGAUGCUCGUGAUGCUUAUCUCGAUGAUUUCACAGAAAAAAGAAUGGGUUUCGUGGCACUCGACCUUGAUUUUGUGCUCAUCCGUGACGGGAUAUCGCGUAUGUAUACGUAUGAAGGUAGGAAGUAGGCACAGGCGCAGGCGCACAGAAUCUCACGCCGAGCAAGACCCCCACGGUGGCUCAGGAUUCGGUUGCUCAGAGGGGCCAUCAUGAUGUUGUCCGGCCGAGCGAAGAAUGGUUUUGA
Molecule: messenger RNA, 323 nt
Organism: Hymenoscyphus albidus
Lineage: Eukaryota; Fungi; Ascomycota; Leotiomycetes; Helotiales; Helotiaceae
Source: the annotation of a GenBank genome assembly